AGACUGAAGGAGAAGUUCCAGUGUGUGUUUGAGGGGAUUGCUAAAGCUGGAAACUCAACCCUUCUGAAUGAGAUCUACACAGAGCUCUACAUCACAGAGGGAGGGACUGCAGAGGUCAAUGAUGAACAUGAGGUCAGACAGAUUGAAACAGCAUCCAGGAAACCACAUAGACCAGAAACAAGCAUCAGACAAGAAGACCUCUUUAAAGCCUCACCUGGAAGACAUGGACCAAUCAGAAGAGUGAUGACAAAGGGAGUGGCUGGCAUUGGGAAAACAGUCUUAACACAGAAGUUCACUCUGGACUGGGCUGAAGACAAAGCCAACCAGGACAUCCUCUUCAUAUUUCCAUUGACUUUCAGGGAGCUGAAUGUGGUGAAAGAGACAAAGUUCAGCUUGGUGGAACUUGUUCAUCACUUCUUCACUGAAACAAAAGAAGCAGGAAUCUGCAGCUUUGAAGACUUCCAGGUUGUGUUCAUCUUUGACGGUCUGGAUGAGUGUCGACUUCCUCUGGACUUCCACAAGACUGAGAUCCUGACUGAUGUUACAGAGUCCACCUCAGUGGAUGUGCUACUGACAAACCUCAUCAGGGGGAAACUGCUUCCCUCUGCUCGACUCUGGAUAACCACACGACCUGCAGCAGCCAAUCAGAUCCCUCCUGAGUGUGUUGACAUGGUGACAGAGGUCAGAGGGUUCACUGACCCCCAGAAGGAGGAGUACUUCAGGAAGAGGUUCAGAGAUGAGGAGCAGGCCAGCAGGAUCAUCUCCCACAUCAAGACAUCACGAAGCCUCCACAUCAUGUGUCACAUCCCAGUCUUCUGCUGGAUCACUGCUACAGUUCUGGAGGAUGUGUUGGAAACCAGAGAGGGAGGAGAGCUGCCCAAGACCCUGACUGAGAUGUACAUCCACUUCCUGGUGGUUCAGGCCAAAGUCAAGAAGGUCAAGUAUGAUGGUGGAGCUGAGACAGAUCCACUGUGGAGUCCAGAGACCAGGAAGAUGAUUGAGUCUCUGGGAAAACUGGCUUUUGAUCAGCUGCAGAAAGGAAACCUGAUCUUCUAUGAAUCAGACCUGACAGAGUGUGGCAUCGACAUCAGGGCAGCCUCAGUGUACUCAGGAGUGUUCACACAGGUCUUUAAAGAGGAGAGAGGCCUGUACCAGGACAAGGUGUUCUGCUUUGUCCAUCUGAGUGUUCAGGAGUUUCUGGCUGCUCUUCAUGUCCAUCUGACCUUCAUCAACUCUGGAGUCAACCUGAUGGAAGAACAACAAACUACAUCUCUGUGGUCUAAACUAUUUAAAAAACUAACACGUCUCCAUCAGAGUGCUGUGGACAAGGCCUUACAGAGUCCAAAUGGACACCUGGACUUGUUCCUCCGCUUCCUCCUGGGUCUUUCACUGCAGACCAAUCAGACUCUCCUACGAGGCCUGCUGACACAGACAGGAAGUAGCCCACAGACCAAUCAGGAAACAGUCCAGUACAUCAAGGAGAAGAUCAGUGAGAAUGUGUCUGCAGAGAGAAGCAUCAAUCUGUUCCACUGUCUGAAUGAACUGAAUGAUGGUUCUCUAGUGGAGGAGAUCCAACAGUCCCUGAGAUCAGGACAUCUCUCCACAGAUAAACUGUCUCCUGCUCAGUGGUCAGCUCUGGGCUUCAUCUUACUGUCAUCAGGAGAAGAUCUGGAUGAGUUUGACCUGAAGAAAUACUCUGCUUCAGAGGAGGCUCUUCUGAGGCUGCUGCCAGUAGUCAAAGCCUCCAACAAAGCUCUACUGAGUUACUGUAACCUCUCAGAAAGAAGCUGUGAAGCUCUGUCUUCAGUUCUCAGCUCACAGUCCUCUAAUCUGAAACUUCUGGACCUGAGUGAAAACAACCUGGAGGAUUCAGGAGUGAAGCAUCUGUCUGCUGGACUGGAGAGUCCAAACUGUAAAAGCUUUUUUCUGACUGAUUUUAAACAUGAGAAGAUUGUCGCUUUAGUCUACAUCUUUUAUUCUUUAUUCAGGUUGAUUUACUGCAGUUUGUUAGAGAUCAGCUGUGAUUCUUUGGGACCAGCUCUGAAGUCCAACCCCUCCCAUCUGAAACAUCUGGACCUGAGUCACAACAAGCUGAAGGAUUCAGGAGUGAAGCAGCUGUGUGGUUUUCUGGAGAGUCCAGACUGUAGACUGGAGACUCUGAGACUGAGUGACUGUAACCUCUCAGAGAGAAGCUGUGAAGCUCUGUCUUCAGUUCUCAGCUCCCAGUCCUCUAAUCUGAAACAUCUGGACCUGAGUGACAACAACCUGGAGGAUUCAGGAGUGAAGCAUCUGUCUGCUGGACUGAGGACUCCAAACUGUAAA
Molecule: messenger RNA, 2322 nt
Organism: Mugil cephalus (flathead mullet)
Lineage: Eukaryota; Metazoa; Chordata; Actinopteri; Mugiliformes; Mugilidae
Product: NLR family CARD domain-containing protein 3-like
Exons: 4
Molecular function (GO): protein binding
Source: RefSeq, a predicted model, not a curated record